UUUAUUUUCUAUCAGCGCCGCGCAACUCCUCAACUCGCCCUCUCUCUCGCACAAUCACUCUCCCUGUAAUCAUUCUCUCUCUCAACCGCUCCCCUCACGCCAGCAUCCCCGCCGACGAUCGCCUUCUCCACGUCAGCAGUCACGCUGAUACCGUCGCACGCCGGAGCAGUCGUUGGAGGUAAGCAGAGCGUUUUCCUUCUCUCUCUCUCUCCGUCGCAGCUGCUGCCGUCUUCAGUCGCCGGCUACCGCCUGCAUGUACACUGCCGCCGCCCUCGGUUGUACAAGAUCCACGUGCAGCAGCAGCAGCCCAAAACGCUGAAUUUUCCUUGUUGGGCAUCUGUCUACGUUACCCACGACUCGUUGGACCUUGAGUUGACUUACCCACUUGGUUCCGGCUUCCGAUCUCAGUUUUUGAAUAGUUCGGAACAUUAUAAAGCAAGGUUGUUAUAUUAAGGAGAGGCGACCUUGAGUCAGAAAUUUCUUGGGUAAAUUCUUGAAGGCUUGAUUGGGUCUCAAACGUUGAAACUGAUCUGAGAUUGUGAUUUAGGAUUGGACUGCCACAUUUGUAAGUCGAAGGAGAAUUUAUUUGGUUGCUGGAAAUUUGUUGAGGCACUUUUAUCGACGACCUUACUUGAACAGGAUUUGUUCUAUAGGGGUUGUACAACUGUGUCCUUGAGUUCUAAGGCACUUUUCAAGAAAUAGACAUGAGAAAUCUUUCAUCAAAUUCAUCAUUGCUUCUCAGCUCUCUUUUUAAAAACAAAUCUUUUGGUUUGCAAUCAGAAAUUCCAAUAAAGACUAUUUUACGGUCAUUAUCUUCUGAGCAUAUCAAGCACAACAACGAUGCUUCAGUUGAAACCUCUUCUAAGGUGGCAUGUCAGAGCAACUUAGUUUCUUUAGAGUCCAUUAAUGGAAAAUGUGACACCUCUCUCAAUUCAGCUCUAUCUGAAAGUCAUGUGAUAAACACUCUUUUAAGCAGCAAAAGUGAUCCAGAAUCAGCAUUAGAGUACUUCAAAAGGAUUAAGAAGGAGAUGGAAUUUGUCAAGUGCACUGAUGCUCUAUGUAUCUUGCUUCUCAUUUUGAUGAAUUCGGAAAAGACACACAGAGAAGUUCAGUAUUUGCUCAAUAAAUUUGCUUCAGGAAACUCAGGCCCCUCUACUUGUCUUAUGGACCGUUUAGUGGAAUGCACAAAACUCUACAGUUUUUCAUUGGAUAUUCAGGUUUUUAAUUAUUUGUUGAGUAGUUACGUUAGAGCUAACAAAAUUGAAGAAGCUCUUUGUUGUUUUAAUAAAAUUGUAGAAUUUGAUAUAACGCCAUCAGUUCGGUAUAUGAAUAUUCUUUUGACUGCCAUGGUUAGGAAAAACAUGAUUUGCGAAGCACGGGAAUUGCAUAACAAAAUGUUGCUGGUAGGAGUUCCAGGUGACUGUUUUACAUUGCAUAUUAUGUUGCGUGCUUGUUUGAAGGAAAUGAAUAUUUUGGAGGCAGAGCAACAUUUUUUACAAGCAAAAGAAAGAGGAGUGGAACUUGAUAAAAAAACAUAUAGUAUUUUUGUCCAUGUGGUUUGUUUGAAACCGAACUCUGGAUAUGCUCUGUCUUUGUUAAGAGAGAUGAGGGCAAGAGGUUGGGUUCCUUCCGAUGAUACAUUUACAAGUGUUAUUACUGCUUGUGUGAAGGAAAGGAACAUGGCAGAGGCUUUGAGGCUGAAAGAUGACAUGGUCAAUUUUGGGAAGUCUAUGAAUUUGGCUGUUGCAACAAGUUUGAUGAAGGGUUAUUGCAUGCAAGGAGACCUGAGAAGUGCUUUAGAUCUGGUGACUGAAAUAAGCGAGAGUGGUCUGGUGCCCAACGAAGUUACAUACUCAGUUCUGAUUGAUGGUUGUUGUAAGAAUGGGAAUAUUGAAAAGGCAUGUGAGUUUUACUCUGAAAUGAAAACUAAGGGCAUUCGGUCAAGUGUUUAUUCUUUGAAUUCUAUAAUACAAGGGUAUUUGAAAUGUCAAUCUUUGCAAAAUGCAUUCAUGAUUUUUAAUGACGCAGUUGAGAGCGGUCUUGCAAAUGUUUACACGUUUAAUAUUUUAUUGUCUUGGCUUUGUAAGGAGGGUAAGGUUAAUGAAGCUUGCAAUUUAUGGGAUGAGGUGAUUGUUAAGGGUAUCAGCCCUAAUGCAGUUUCUUACAAUAACAUAAUGCUCGGUCACUGUAGAGAAGGUAAUAUUAAUGCAGCAUGUAAGGUGUACAAGGAGAUGCUAGAUAAUGGUUUUACCCCAAAUGUAUAUACCUUUUCUAUUCUAAUGGAUGGUUAUUUCAAGAAAGGUGAUAUUGACAAUGCUUUUAGUAUAUUUCACAGGAUGAUGGAUGCUAACAUUCUCCCCACAGACGUCACAUCAGGCACUAUAAUCAAAGGUUUGUGCAAAGCUGGUCGUACCUCUGAGGGAAGAGAUUUGUUUAAGAAGUUUGUUUCUCAAGGCUUUGUUCCUACGUGUAUGGCUUACAAUAUUAUUAUUGAUGGUUUCGUCAAGGAAGAUGACAUUAAUUUGGCCUUGGAUGUUUAUAGGGAAAUGUGUGAAGUUGGCAUUACUCCUAGUGUUGUCACCUAUACGUCCUUGAUUGAUGGAUUUUGUAAAAGCAAUAAUAUAGAUCUUGCUUUAAAGUUGUGGAAUGAUAUGAAAAGGAAGGGUCUUGAAUUGGACGUUACAGCAUAUGGCACUCUCAUCGACAGUUUUUGCAAAAGAAGGGAUAUGAAAAGUGCACAUGAACUUUUUAAUGAACUUCUAGGAGCUGGUUUAUCUCCAAAUGUUAUCAUUUACAAUAGCAUGAUUACUGGGUUUAAGAAUCUGAACAACAUGGAAGCAGCUAUUGACUUAUAUAAGAAUAUGGUGAAUGAGGGUAUUCCAUGUGAUUUGAUAACGUAUACCUCAUUGAUUGAUGGACUGCUGAAAGAAGGAAGACUUCUCUACGCAUCAGAUCUCUACAAUGAAAUGCUUUCCAAGGGUAUAUUGCCUGAUGAUCAAACAUACACAGUUCUAAUCAAUGGUCUUUGUAACAAAAGGCAAUUGGAGAACGCACACAGGAUUUUGGAAGAUAUGAACGGAAGAAACAUGACUCCUAGUGUUCUGAUUUAUAACACAUUGAUAGCUGGGCACUUUAAGGAAGGGAAUUUGCAAGAGGCUUUUAGGUUGCAUGAUGAGAUGCUUGCUAGAGGUCUUGUUCCUGAUAAUACUACCUAUGAUAUUCUUGUCAGUGGAAAGUUCAAAGGGGAUUGUAAUUAUAGUAGAGAUUUGAGUUUCUAGGUUGCUAGACUCGCCCUUCUGUACUGUUACCAAAAGAAAGCAUGGUUAUUAGGUGUGUUUUCUUUUUCAUUUUGGAUACGUCAAAGAGGUUCCCGUAUUUGCUCAUUUUCAGUUUCAAAGGUAUGUUUUAAAAGUCAAAAUUUGUUUAGUUAUUGCCUUUUUUUCUUGAAAAAGAAAAUUAUUUUAAUUCACCCAUCAUCUUCAUGUAAAAAUCCCUAGUAUGAAUUUCUUUCAAUAUUUUGCAGAGAUAUCCGUUAAUUAUUUAAUUGUUUAGGGAGCCUCCUUCUUUUAUAGCUGAAAUCCUUUCUGGUGGAGGGAGUCCCUUUCUAUAGGUUUGGUUUUUGUAUGCUUGUAUAUUCUUUCAUUUUUUUCUCAAUGAAAAUUCUUAUGAAAAAUCUGUUAAUUGUUGAAAUGGUUCAAAUAUCAUGAGCAAACUUGCGGAAAUUUUGCAUGCCCCUCUAUUGAAUUUGCAUUAGUUAUUUAAGAUUAUACCUGGUAGGACUUUGAAUUUCAAAGGGUGUCUAUGAAUUUAUCUAACAAGUGUUAAACCUUUUAAAAAGUAUCUAAUAAGUUCUUGAAUUUUCAACUUUGUAUGCAAUAGGUCCCUAUUAAACUUUUUUUUUUUUUUGAAGUUCCUAUCUUCUCUAGACUCUUAUAAACAAAGAUGAGAAUCCUACCAAAUGAAUCACCUCAACAUAGUUGCCCAUGAGGUGACCAUUCACGAAGUAAUACUUAAUAGGCAAGGUUGUUAUGCAAAUAAGUUGGUUUGGACACUCACGAAUAUCAAAUAGAAAAAAAAAGGAGGCAAGGUCUUUAUUACUAUUAUUUAUUUAUUUAUUUAUUUUAGAUGAAGAAUCAUGCCAAGAGACUAGCUUCAAUCCUAAGGCUAAGCCACUCUACAAGGUUGAUGACGAACCCCAACAUAAAUGAUUCAAUAUUUGUUGAAACAAGAAAUAAAAAAAUUUCAUUGAAAUUAUGAAAGUGACUAAAAUUCGAUAAGAAUUAAUAUUAUUGUUUUUGGAUAUUAUUAUUUGGCUCUCUCAAUUGUUCAACCACCUUCUUUCUCCUACUAUUUGUCUCUUAUGUUUGACAAACAGUGAGGAGAGCACCUGGUAUUGGAUUGUUCUUUUUCUCGUUUCUGUUGGCAAAAACUACUCGCAUCCUUCGAUUUUCAUUAGGUAUUCAGCAACAUGAUUCGAGAUAAUGUGGCUUAAAUCUUGGUGGGUCCUCGGUUAUCCUCUAAAGCCCAAUGGUUAUGGUCUAAUGCUGUCGAGCCCUAAUUUCUGAAAUUUGGUUAGAAAGAAAUCUUUCUUUCGUCAAAUCGCUAUGGAACCACUUUCCUUUUGGCCUCCAUGUGGUGCUCUCUCUAAGAUCUUUGAGGACUACACCAUUUAGCAUAUUUCUUUAAAUUGGAAUGCUUUCACUUCUCUAAAUUAAUUAUGUAAUUUGUUCCAGUGAUUUUUGUUGAGAAAUCUGUUUCUAUUUCCUUUAUUUGUAAUUCUUCUCAGUGGGAUGUGAAGACGGCAUUUGGAGUGUGUCAACCUAGUUGAGAUAGUCGGGUACGCCUACUGAUUCCCUUUCUCUUAGUAAACAAUAUUUUUUGUAUGGAUGAAAUUGGUUCAUUGUUGGUCAUGUUUAUAUAUUUUUGUUGGUGAACAUGUAAGUAAAUUCCUGAUGGCAACUCUGUCUUUUGUCCAUGUUCGACUUAUAUGCUCUGCAACUGGUAAAGUAUAUUGUAGAGUUGUUAAUUAUAUAAAUAAUAUUAUUGUCGAGAAUUUUUAACACUA
Benincasa hispida (wax gourd) is the source of this 5065-nucleotide messenger RNA. RefSeq lists its product as uncharacterized. Gene Ontology annotation, molecular function: protein binding. NCBI's taxonomy places the organism in Eukaryota, Viridiplantae, Streptophyta, Magnoliopsida, Cucurbitales, Cucurbitaceae. The record is from RefSeq and is a predicted model, not a curated record.